AUGCCAACAUACCUCCUCCACGGCUUCCGCUGGCCUCGACAGCUCAUCCGAAUCCACAUCAUCCUCCAGAACCUCGACGACGCGGCAGCAGAAUGGCUCGUAGCGCCCAAGACCACUCUCGCCCUGCUCAAGAACUUCAACCAGCUGUAUCCAGAAUGCAUGGAGCACCUGACGCGGAUGCGGUUCGUGGAGCAAUACGAUCCGAAUGAUUCGUCGGCGAGCGCGACAAGCCAGCCGUUCGCGUAUGUCGCGGACAUGGUAGAGGAAGUGAAGCUGGGAGUGGAUAUUGAUGAGAUAAGAGGGAGAGGGUUGAACAAUGACCAGUGGACUGCGAUUAUGGAGUUGAGGGAUAAGCUGGCGCCGGAGGAGAAGGUGGGAUGGUAUAUUGUUGUGUGUGGGGAUGAGGAGAGGGCGGUGCCGCCUGAGUUUAUCGAGGAUGAGAGGAGUAGUGAGGCGAGUGGGUCACAUCGAAUGAGCGAUGAUCCGAGUAGUCAACCGAACGGGUCUGAGGGCAAGCCACCAAGACCACCAGAACAACCCAAAGGGCUGAAGAAGCUCUUCCCAUCCAUGCGGCUUGGCCGGCGAAAGAGCCGCGGCCAAGUCGACGACCGCACGACAUCCAGAUCACGCUCGCGAAACACCCAACCCAUCACCACUGAUGCGAAGCCGCCACCUAUACCGGGUACGAACGCCUGA
Molecule: messenger RNA, 696 nt
Organism: Saxophila tyrrhenica
Lineage: Eukaryota; Fungi; Ascomycota; Dothideomycetes; Mycosphaerellales; Extremaceae
Exons: 3
Coding region: 1-696 (231 amino acids)
Source: RefSeq, a predicted model, not a curated record